Molecule: messenger RNA, 375 nt
Organism: Echinostoma caproni
Lineage: Eukaryota; Metazoa; Platyhelminthes; Trematoda; Plagiorchiida; Echinostomatidae
Source: the annotation of a GenBank genome assembly
GUUGUACAGAAUUCCGUUCAAGUUCUAACGCUUCUCGAUCUGGCUGGGCAUUCGAAAUAUCAGCGUACUACACUUGCAGGCUUGUCGCGAAGUCAACCGGUUGGCGUGUUGUUGGUUGUGUCCGCGACCACCGGUCUAACCUCAGUCGGACUGGAGCAUGCAGAACUGGCUCACGGACUUGGUUUGCCUUUGGCUGUGGUGAUCAGCAAAAUCGACCAGUUGGUUGGGGAAACGGAUCGAUUGAAUAUUGUCAAUACAAUCCGUCGAGAGCUGAUACGCAAACUAAAUGUGACCACAUCCUCGCCCUCAGGGAAGGAAAAUCCGGAACGAGAUGCAGUCAGUAUCACGAAAGGACGAAAAUGCUCCGUUGGGUGA